GGCAACAAAAUUCAAUCGGAACUGAGUGCCGAAGAAAGGGUGAUCAACACUGUAGAAUUUCCAAAUGACAGUGGUUUAUCCAAGAACAUUGCAAGUAGUCUGGUCGUAUCCGGCUGGUCCAUUGAACACCAUGCUGCACCAUUCACAAACAUCUAACCCACUGUCAUUCUCUUGGUUGUAGAGAACCAUAGCUCUAAUACACUAACAGGCAUCUGCCCCGAGGCGUGGGAUACACUUCAAAAUCUUUUUGGUCCACAACGCCAAGUUCUUUGGGUGACGACAGGGUGUCAAAUGGAAGUGACAAAUCCAGAUGACGCCCUUGUUCUAGGGGUCAUGAGAACCGUUCGUGCCAAAGAACCGACUGCAAGUUUAGUGACUCUAGAUGUUGCAGGUCUUUCGGAGCAAGCAACUGUAUCAUCUAUUGAUAGAGUUUUGAAGAAUGUGAACCUUUCAGUCCCACCGCAACUUUCAGACACAGAAUACGUAGAGCGACGCGGAGUGCUACACAUCAGCAGAAUUGUCCCUGAUUAUCUCAUCGAUCAAGCCGAAAAGAGUAACACAUAUGACGCAGAAGCGGUCUUGAAGCCUUUGCAUGAGUAGGAGACCUGUGUCAGACUUAUUAACGAUCAGGUCGUCGCAUUAGAUACUUUACACUACCAGAAAGUGUCAAAGGAGGAAAUUCCUUUGCCAGGCGGAUGUGCGGAAGUGGAUAUCUAUGCAGCUUCGCUCAAUUUCAAGGUAUGGAGGAUUCUCCACGUAUUUUGUAUUAGUAUUGACAGACACAAAGGAUCUAGCAAUCGCAAUGGGUCUCUCACAAGCCAAUGAGCAUCUGCCGGGCUUGGAGGGAGGUGGUAUUAUUCGACGUCUUGGUCAGAACACUGACUCAUUGAAAGUUGGCCAGCGGGUAGUGGUCAGUAGAAAAAGCAGUUUCGCAAAUAAUCUUCAAAGCCCCGUCGAGGCAAUCUAUCUAUUGCCAGAUGACAUGCCAUACGAGACAAGUGCCCUAAUUUUGUAAGCCAAGCUAGUAUCAAACAUACUGAAUAACAGGAUGCUUCUACUCUCCUCGGUGUAUAAUUUGCUUGUCUCUACGGGCUCAUUGAUCUAGCCAAUGCCCAAAAAGGCCAGAGUGUUUUGAUUCACUCAGCAGCGGGAUGUGUAGGCAUUGCCGCAAUUCAGCUUUGCAAGUAUCAUGGCACAGAGGUAGGGAGUAAAGGACAGAGCUGCUAUGAUCUAAAAAAAAAAAAAACCCGACGAAUACAGAUAUUUGCCACUGUUGGCACAGAGGAGAAACGAAAUUUUCUAAUCCAAACAUUUGCUCUUGCAUCGGAUCAUAUCUUUACUUCACGAUCUAUAGCAUUUGAAUCAGAUCUCAUGAAAACCACACAUGGAAGGGGUGUAGAUGUAGUGCUGGAUUCCUUAUCUAGCGAUCUCCCAGAUGCAUCAUGGCGCUGCAUUGCAGAUAAUGGAACAUUUUUUGAGAUUGGGAAGAAGGACAUGGCCGACAGAAACAAUCUCUCAAUGGAGCCAUUCUGUCGCAAUGCAUCGUAUCGCCCCAUAGAUAUGUCGCUCGAUAGUGUUCCAUUGUCAACGAUUGCCAGACUACUUUCGCAGACCUUCAGCUUGAUAGAGCAGGGUCAUGUAAAGCCUAUACAGCCUCGCACCAAAUUUUCCUUCAAAGAUAUCGGUGAUGCAUUUCGCUAUAUGCGAAGCGGUAAUCACAUUGAGAAGAUAGUCAUAACUGACGGCGAAGACAGAAAUGUCAAGAUACUUGCAGGUUUUAUCAUGCACCGUCAAGAGACACACACUAAUCUGUAUACUUCCAGAUUCGGCCAUCAAAAAUAUCACUAAAACUGUGUAGCGAUGCUUCUGACUUCAUUGUUGGUGGAUUGAAAGGUAUAUGUGGUAGUUUAGCCAUGUACCUUA
Messenger RNA from Botrytis cinerea B05.10, 1923 nucleotides. RefSeq lists its product as hypothetical. The coding region runs from base 292 to 600 and encodes 102 amino acids. The transcript is spliced from 3 exons. The record is from RefSeq and is a predicted model, not a curated record. Gene Ontology annotation, molecular function: oxidoreductase activity. NCBI's taxonomy places the organism in Eukaryota, Fungi, Ascomycota, Leotiomycetes, Helotiales, Sclerotiniaceae.